This is a messenger RNA of Medicago truncatula (barrel medic), 977 nucleotides long. RefSeq lists its product as uncharacterized. The transcript has 3 exons. The record is from RefSeq and is a predicted model, not a curated record. Lineage: Eukaryota; Viridiplantae; Streptophyta; Magnoliopsida; Fabales; Fabaceae. Bases 143 to 610 code for a protein of 155 amino acids.
GUUAUGAAUUGUGAGGUGGUGAAUAAAUGAUAAUUAUUCUGCAGAUGAGAAAGAAGAUGAAAUUCAAAUUGGGUUCCCAACAGAUGUAAAGCAUGUGGCACAUAUUGGAUCAGAUGAUCCAUCAGCAAAUGCACCAAGCUGGAUGAAUGAAUAUAAAUCAACAAACCCGCCUGGAGGAGCAGAGAAACCUACCCAGCCAACAGAAGAGCGUAAAAGCAAAUCAUCAAAACCAAAAGAAAAAUCGUCCAAGAUUCGACAUCUAAUACCAAAAUCAAGACAUGAAUCAAUCGACAACGAAACCAACACCACAACUAAGAAGAACACACGACGCCAACAGCGAUCAUCAGACCCAACUGCAGACUCCUCGACCCAUGAUUCUUCAGCCGGUUCACGACACAGGAGACAUCGUCGUGGCUCUGAUUCAGUGCCGCCUGAUGCUCCACAACCAGGAACCAAAACCCAUCGGAGAAAACCAAAGAAUUCUGAAGAUGGUGGUUCAGUACGGAAACCUAAUUCAAGGAAAUCUUCUAAAGGAGAUUCGUUAACCGAUAUUUCUCUUUCGGAUUUCGGAUCAGGGUCCUUGGCAGAAACUGAGAAUGGACCUAAUUAAUAGAGUUUGAGUUUAUAAUUUAAAUUAAAUUGGAGUGGGUGAGAGAGAAAGUAAUGCUAUUGUUAUUAUGUAAUACAAUAAUUAAUCACAAAUUUUAGGGAGAGAAGAAUGGAAAGUAAUUGUUGCUUGCUUUAUUUUGCAAGUGUAAAUUACAAAUUUUGAUGUCUUCUUGUAGUGGGUUGCGGUUAUCGCCCUGCAUAAAUUCAGAAAUGGUUUUGAAGUACAACUCACGACAUACUAUGAUUUAUGCAGGGUACUGGAAAUCAUUAAGUACAUCUAAUGGUUUUGGAGUACAAGUCACAGAAACCAUUUAUGAAUUUAUGCAGAGUGCAUAAGAUUUCCUUAUGCACCAUAAUCGCAACCUUUG